ACUCAUUUUUCCUCGGGUUCUUAUUCUCUCUCGCCUUCUCCCACCUUCUCCUCCUCCGCUCACGAGCGACGAUAAAACCCUAACCCUAGCCCCCGCGAGCUCAACACCGGAGAUAACACUAGCCCUAGCGCUAACCCUGAUCGCUGAUCCGCUCCCUCGAUCGAGCUCCGUCACCUUUCUCGGAAGAAGAUGUGGUUUCGACCUCCGUACAAGGGCCCCGACGUGGAGUCCGGGGCGCGGCCGCUGUACCCGAUGAUGCUGGAGAGCCCGGAGCUGCGGUGGGCGUUCAUCAGGAAGAUCUACUCGAUCCUGACCAUCCAGAUGCUCCUCACCAUCGCCGUCGCCGCCAUCGUCGUCUAUGUCCACCCCAUCGCCUACUUCUUCGUCUCCUCCCCGGGGGGUCUCGGCCUCUACAUCUUUUUCAUCAUUCUCCCCUUCCUCGUACUUUGCCCGCUGUAUUACUACUACCAGCACCAUCCGGUGAAUCUGCUGCUACUCGGCCUUUUCACGGUCUCCAUCAGCUUCGCCGUCGGAUUGACUUGUGCCUUCACCAAGGGGAAGGUCAUCCUCGAAUCUGUUUUCCUAACAGCUAUCGUUGUCGUCGGUCUCACCCUCUACACCUUCUGGGCGGCAAGAAGAGGCCACGACUUUAACUUCCUCGGCCCGUUCUUGUUCGCUGCGCUGAUGAUAUUGAUCGUCUUCGCGCUUAUACAGCUGUUCUUUCCGCUCGGGAGGAUCUCUUACAUGAUCUACGGCGGGAUAGCUGCGCUCAUCUUCUGCGGGUACAUCGUCUACGACACGGACAACUUGAUAAAGCGCUACGCUUAUGACGAGUACGUGUGGGCUGCGGUCGCUCUGUAUCUCGACAUCAUCAACCUCUUCUUGUCACUUUUGACCCUUUUCAGGGCGUCUGACAUAUAAAAUGUGGUGCGAUGCUUCCAUUGUUGGCACUGCCUGCUUUUGAAGAACUGAAUAUGCAGGUUGUUAAUUGAAUACGUCGGUCUUGUAGUUUAACACUCCUGCCACUGAGAUAUGUUUUGAAAAAAUUAUGGCGUACGUAGAGAUGUACUUUGAGCUACCCCUCUGAUGAUGUUCUUCGCGUAUUUCUGCAUUUAUGUUUGGAGAAAUGUAUAGCGGACUGUUAGAAUGCAGAGUAGUAGCAUGCUUGUCAAUUAUUGGACUUUUUUAGAUUUUCGUAAUUUUCAAUUAAUGCUGUAAAGGCGGGAGCCAGAGAUUUGGUUUUCUACA
Molecule: messenger RNA, 1248 nt
Organism: Ananas comosus (pineapple)
Lineage: Eukaryota; Viridiplantae; Streptophyta; Magnoliopsida; Poales; Bromeliaceae
Product: BI1-like protein
Exons: 4
Coding region: 190-921 (243 amino acids)
Cellular component (GO): membrane
Source: RefSeq, a predicted model, not a curated record